This is a messenger RNA of Homarus americanus (American lobster), 787 nucleotides long. Its product is annotated as blastula protease 10-like. Gene Ontology annotation, molecular function: zinc ion binding; metalloendopeptidase activity. The record is from RefSeq and is a predicted model, not a curated record. Lineage: Eukaryota; Metazoa; Arthropoda; Malacostraca; Decapoda; Nephropidae. The transcript is spliced from 5 exons. Gene Ontology annotation, biological process: proteolysis. The annotation marks the transcript as partial.
UGAACGAGUCAACAUGGCUGCUCUUGCCUUGUGGUAUCUCGCUGUAGCAAGUUUGUUGGGUGUGACCGCUGGCGCCCCUCAGCUGCCACACGACCCUGAGGCCGAACACGCCCCAACGACCCAACCUCCGGUGACUCACAUCAUUAUGGACGCCGAGGACCCGUCGAACCACAGAAACAACAAGAUGGACUCGGCUGCCUUCUACGUGGCCAACGACGCUGGGUUCGAGUACACCAACCCAGAUUUUGUAGACGGGGUGGAGCUCUUGGAGAAGGACAUGAUGUUGACGCCUGAACAGUGGCAAGCUUUUCGGGAGAGGAAAGCCAUUGCUGAUCUGAGAGCCCGAUGGGAUGAAGGCCCCGACGGCUAUCCAUAUGUACCGUACAUUUUCGUGGAUGAAGGUUCCCGAACUAAGAUUGAAGAAGCCAUUAACUCCUGGAUGGAACACACCUGCAUCAAAUUCGAGGAGACAACUGAUGAGGACCAACCACACCUGAGAUUUAUUAAUGGGACAGGCUGCUGGUCCUAUAUUGGGGAACUGUGGAACAGGAAUGGUCAAGAAGUUUCCAUAGGUACUGGCUGUGAAAAUUUCGGCACUAUCGUUCACGAGUUGGGUCACUCUCUGGGCUUUUUCCACGAACAAUCUCGCCCCGACAGAGAUACUUACGUCACCAUUCUCUUGGACAACGUCAUUACCGGGAAGGAACACAACUUUCAAAUACAAUCUACCGCACUCGAUUAUGGUGUACCUUACGACUAUACUUCAAUUAUGCAUUACGGCUCUACG